Balearica regulorum gibbericeps (East African grey crowned-crane) is the source of this 522-nucleotide messenger RNA. The record is from RefSeq and is a predicted model, not a curated record. NCBI's taxonomy places the organism in Eukaryota, Metazoa, Chordata, Aves, Gruiformes, Gruidae.
AUGACGAUUGUUAUUAUUAUUGUUGUUAUUAUUAUUAUUGUUAUUAUGAUUCGUUCUGAUAAGGACAAAGAGAUCCAUAUCAGAUACAGCAUCACUGGAGUGGGAGCCGACCAGCCGCCGAUGGAAGUCUUCAGCAUUGACCCUGUGUCUGGCAGGAUGUAUGUAACUCGCCCGAUGGACAGAGAAGAAAGAGCUUCCUACCAUCUCCGGGCUCAUGCAGUGGAUAUGAAUGGAAACAAGGUGGAGAAUCCUAUUGACCUUUACAUCUAUGUGAUUGAUAUGAAUGACAACAGACCGGAGUUUAUAAACCAAGUCUAUAAUGGAUCUGUUGACGAAGGCUCUAAACCAGGUACCUACGUGAUGACAGUGACAGCAAAUGAUGCAGAUGAUAGUACAACAGCAAAUGGGAUGGUGAGAUACCGAAUCGUGACUCAGACUCCACAGAGCCCAUCGCAAAAUAUGUUUACUAUUAACAGCGAGACGGGAGACAUUGUCACUGUGGCUGCUGGACUUGACAGAGAG